Molecule: messenger RNA, 1455 nt
Organism: Vicia villosa (hairy vetch)
Lineage: Eukaryota; Viridiplantae; Streptophyta; Magnoliopsida; Fabales; Fabaceae
Exons: 4
Coding region: 1-1455 (484 amino acids)
Source: RefSeq, a predicted model, not a curated record
AUGUGGAGUUGUGAUGGUUUGAAGAGCCCGGGUCCGGAUGGUUAUUCUUUCCAUUUUAUUAAGAAGUGUUGGCCAUUCCUUAAAGAUGGUUUUGUUAAAUGCUUUGAGGAUUUCUAUAGCGGGGCUUAUCUUUCCAAAUCUAUUAUUUCAUCUUUUUUGACUUUGGUUCCUAAAGCUUCUAAUCCUUUAGGAUUGGAGGAAUAUAGACCAAUUUGUUUAGUUGGGUGCAUUUACAAAGUUAUCUCUAAACUUUUGGCUUGUAGGUUGAAGAAGGUGUUAAAUCCUAUUAUCUCUAAUCGUCAAAGCGCUUUUGUCCCGGGUAGACAACUUCUUGAUGGAGUUUUGGUGGCUAAUGAAGUGGUGGAUUUUGCUCAAAAGGAAGGUAAACAUUGUCUUCUUUUCAAAGUUGAUUUCGAAAAGGCUUAUGAUAAAGUUAAUUGGAACUUCCAUAGAUACAUGUUUAGAAGGAUGGGGUUUGGUUCUCUUUGGAUGCGGUGGAUGGAGGCUUUAGUGUUCUCAAGCGAUAUGUUGGUUUUGGUCAAUGGUAGUCCUACAAAGGAGUUUGCGGUAGAGAGGGGCUUAAGACAAGGAGAUCCUCUUUCUCCUUUUCUUUUUCUAAUUGUUGCGGAAGGUCUUAAGGGGGUGGAAGACAAAGAUUUUCUCUUUCUCGGUAUUCCUAUAGGAUCUAAUCCUAGGAGGAUUGCUUCGUGGAGUAGCCUUGUGUCCAAAAUAAAGAAAAGAUUAUCUUUGUGGAAGGAGAGAUUGCUUAGCUUUGGAGGUAGGAUUACUCUUCUCAAAUCCGUUUUGAGUAGCCUAGCCAUAAUCACUCUAUCUUUUUACAAAGCUCCAGUCAAAAUUAUUAAGGAAAUUACUAGGAUUCAAAGUAAUUUUCUUUGGGGUGGUGUGGAGGAGAAUAAAAAGGUGCAUUGGGUGUGUUGGAUGGAUUUAUGCCUUCCGAUAGAAAUAGGGGGGCUUGGAUUAAGGAGGAUGGUCAUACAAGGGGAAAAAGGUGGCAAUUAUAGGUAUUCUAAAUCGGUUUGGUGGAAGGAUAUCAUUUCUUUAAUAAAAGAGGAUUCUAGAGAUGUUUUUGUCAACAAAGCUUCUUUUGUAAUUGGUAAUGGUUUUACAACUUCUUUUUGGUCCGCCUCUUGGUUGCAUUAUGGUAGGUUGAGGGAUGUUUAUCCGUCUUUAUUCUCUUUGUCUCUUUUGAAGGAAGCUUCGGUGGGAAGUAUGGGUGGAUGGCAUUUGGGUGUGUGGGAAUGGGGUGAUUUCGGUAUUCCUAAUUCCAAUUCUAGUAUUGUUUUUGAAGAAAUGUAUUCUCUUCGGAAUCUUUUACAAUCGGUCUCUCCUUGUGUGGAAUCGAAGGAUAAGUAUAUGCCCCGAAUCUUCGUCCCAUUCUUUGUUCCUUUGCCACGUUUCCGGUUUGAUUUGGAAGGAAGUGGCGUGUUGGAUUGA